Molecule: messenger RNA, 435 nt
Organism: Penicillium canariense
Lineage: Eukaryota; Fungi; Ascomycota; Eurotiomycetes; Eurotiales; Aspergillaceae
Exons: 2
Coding region: 1-435 (144 amino acids)
Source: RefSeq, a predicted model, not a curated record
AUGGAUGAGCACGCCGCCGUCAAUGGCCUGUUGUCCAUUCCGCUGUCCGUUGUCAGUGCACUCUUUGGCAUAGUGACCGUGUUGUUCUCUUACACGUGGUCUGUCCUUUAUUUGCUUGCCUCCCCACUAGUCUACCUUGGCCAUGGCCUUCUCGCCCUGGUUCUAUUUCCGGUGCAGGUUUUGUUGAAAUUUGAAGCGUUUCUUACAUUCGUGGCUGGCGCUGUCUUCACUGGAGUCACAGUGGGCCUAUGUUUAUAUUUCGCCGGUGAUUCCCUCACACAACUUCUCCGGCUGCAACCAUCGAGUGCACCAUCUUUUCCAACUGAUUUGGUCGACCCCAAAGAUCCACCGUUUGACUGGGAGUCGAGAAUGUUCAUGUCAUCAACGAUCCUAGAGGAGGAAGAGAACAGUCAGGACUCCACUCCAGGUGACUAA